This is a messenger RNA of Neolamprologus brichardi, 780 nucleotides long. The record is from RefSeq and is a predicted model, not a curated record. Lineage: Eukaryota; Metazoa; Chordata; Actinopteri; Cichliformes; Cichlidae.
AUGGGACAGGCUUUCCAGACAGAACCAGAGGCCAAACACCCCACCGUGGUGCCGGCCCGAGACUUCGACCCGGCCCGUGAUGCUGCCAGGAUCGACACGGCCAUUAAAACCAAAGGUGAGCGAGUCCAGGAAAACUCCCUCCCUGAUAUUUCCCUGCCAAGCCCACCGGUCAGGAAGUUUCCACUGAGUUAUGUAACUGUGAUCCCACCACUUCUCUCUCCGAGUUCAACUGUGCACAGGAAACACAGUGUCCACGACUCGGACAUCAUCGAAACUGCAGCAACAGAGUUUUCUGAUGUUUUCAUGCAGGGACUGGGGACCGACGAGGAGACCUUAAUCGAGAUCGUCUGCUCCAGGAACAAUGAAGAACUCGCUGAGAUCAAGAGGGUUUACAGAGACCUGUUUAAGAAGGACUUAGAGAAAGACGUAGCAGGAGACACGUCGGGAAACUUUGCUAAACUGCUGCUGGCUCUGGUUCAGACGAGACGAGAUGACCCUUCUAACGUUGUCGACUAUGAGAAGAUUGAUGAGGAUGCCAGAGUAGGCUCCACCUUUAACAGGAAACUGUACUCAGUAUGGAAAGCAAUCGGCUGCAAGUUUACCGAGGGAAUCGCGGCUCCCCUGCCGACAGAGAGUCAAGAAACUUUCAGCCCAUCUCCACAGAAGAUGGCGAUCCUCUCCCACGUGCUCGCUCUUCGUCUUCCGUCUGAGAAACAGCUUUUCACUCCAAGACCCUCAUCGUCAUCUGUCACCGAACUUCCUAACAAAGCCGUCAUGUAA